AUGAAAAGUGUGUUAUAGUAAUUAGGAACAGAAGAACAAAAUUUAAACUUGGAACAGAUCAAAAUCGAUUAGUUACUAAAAGCUAGGUCACAUAAAUUCUUGCAAUCUGAAAGAACAAACCCCAAACAUUACCUUAAACCCGACCACACCAAAAUCACGAACAUCAAAAACAACACGGACACUUUGUCGAUUUUUUUGUCUUGCUGUUCUUUCCACCGCAACUGAUCAACACACACCAGAAGUUUUUUUUCGAUUAUUGUUUUUCAUUUUUUGCUACAUAGUUCUAAAUUGAGUUUCAAGAAAAGCUUUAACUUUUGGGGUGAAAUCGGUGAUUGAUUGAGAGUGGAAUGCUGAGAAGGAGGUUGAUUUCGUUGGUAUUGUUAAGGAAACUGUUAACUGCAGCUAUAUGUUUAAUAGCUGUUGUGGCUCUUUUCUCUGUUCAUUUUCAUAUUGUUCCCUCCUCUAAGGAUCAUAAGUUCAAUGACAAGAUCACCACGACUCGGGACUUGCAAAGCUGGACGCGGGAGCUAGCUCCACCCCAUUUAUCCAAAGCAGCACUUCAGACUCCCAAGUUGAAUGGUUCCAUACGGGAUUCAGAUUACGAGAAGCUGUGGAAGCCUCCAUCGAAUCGUGGGUUUCUUCCCUGUACAACGCCUUCACCUAAUUACACUACUCCCGUUGAGUCACGAGGAUAUCUCUUAGUUCAUACAAAUGGGGGGCUCAACCAAAUGCGCUCUGGGAUAUGUGAUAUGGUAGCUGUAGCUCGUAUCCUAAAUGCUACUCUUGUAAUUCCAGAACUCGAUAAAAGAUCGUUUUGGCGAGAUACAAGCAAUUUCUCUGAUAUUUUUGAUGAAGACCAUUUUAUUAAUUCUCUAGCUAACGAUGUCAAAAUAAUUAAGAAGCUUCCCGAUGAACUGGUUAAUGAAACCAGAAAGGUCAAGCAAUUCAUAAGUUGGUCUGGCAUGGAUUAUUAUGAGAAUGAGAUUGCAAAGUUGUGGGAAGAUUACCAAGUUAUUCGUGCUUCCAAGUCUGAUUCACGGCUAGCGAACAACAAUCUACCUCCAGACAUUCAGAAGCUUCGCUGCCGAGCUUGUUAUGAAGCUCUUCGUUUCUCUCCUCGCAUUGAACAAAUAGGAAAAUUGUUAGUUGAGAAAAUGAGGUCAUUGGGUCCUUAUAUUGCUCUGCAUUUACGUUAUGAGAAGGAUAUGCUUGCGUUUAGCGGGUGCACGCAUGAUUUAUCUCUAGAUGAAGCUGAAGAGCUACGGAUUAUCAGGGAGAACACUUCCUAUUGGAAAGUAAAGGAUAUUGACCCUAUUGAACAGAGAUCCAAAGGGUUUUGCCCCUUAACUCCAAAGGAAGUUGGUAUUUUUCUUACAGCUCUUGGAUAUCCAUCGAAGACACCGAUCUAUAUUGCUGCUGGCGAGAUAUAUGGGGGUGAGUCUCAUAUGGCCGAACUGCGAUCCCGUUAUCCGUUGUUAAUGAGCAAGGUAAGGAAUUACAGUACUCAUGUGUUGCUUUGUCGCUCAUUUUUAUUCAACAUUUGUGUAUCUCAUGAUGAAUUUCAGGAAAAGUUGGCAUCUUUUGAGGAGCUUGAACCCUUUUUCAAUCAUGCUUCUCAAAUGGCUGCUCUUGACUAUAUUGUAUCUAUUGAAAGUGAUAUAUUUAUACCCUCUUAUUCUGGAAACAUGGCAAGGGCUGUUGAAGGUCAUCGCCGUUUUCUUGGGCGUGGAAGAUCAAUAUCUCCGGAUAGGAAAGCCCUUGUUCGACUCUUCGAUAAACUGGACCAGGGAACAAUAACCGAGGGGAAAAAACUGUCGUAUAGGAUUAUUGAUCUCCACAGAAGACGGCUUGGUUUCCCAAGAAAGAGAAAAGGGCCAAUAUCUGGAACAAAGGGAAUGGACAGGUUUCGCUCGGAAGAAACCUUUUAUGCUAACCCCUUACCCGAUUGCCUAUGCCGAACAGAACCAUCACCCCAAAACAUCUCGGACGUUGUCAAGUAAAUCAGAAAUUACACAACUUUUUCCAUGGAAUUUCUCAAAGAGUGCUCGCAGCUGGAAAGUGUGUGGUCGAAGAAUGUAUAUAUCGGUAUCGAUUCUUAAUGACAAGAUUAAUUUUGGAAAAAAUAAAAUCCAUAUUCAGUUAUUGGCAUACACAACUAUGUGUUAAGUAGAUCUUCCUGAAGGAUGGAGCUUUGAGAUGACCGCAUUCAUUCAUUUAUCAUGUGAAUUGACUUUUAUUUAUAAAGGUAAAUUCUCAAGUAUUUCUUUUACUCAA
Messenger RNA from Lathyrus oleraceus (garden pea), 2274 nucleotides. RefSeq names its product O-fucosyltransferase 7. The record is from RefSeq and is a predicted model, not a curated record. The coding region runs from base 348 to 2000 and encodes 550 amino acids. Lineage: Eukaryota; Viridiplantae; Streptophyta; Magnoliopsida; Fabales; Fabaceae. The transcript has 11 exons. Gene Ontology annotation, cellular component: cytoplasm.